UUAACACAAACAAUUGGAAUCGAAAGAAUCGACUAGGGGCGGGCUUGUCGGGUAAACAGCUGAUCCGCGGCUGGUUGUUGUUGUUGUUAUCGUCGUUGUUGUUUUAAGCGUCCGAGCUCUCUCCUCGUUUAUUCAUCGACGCGGGCGACGGUUCGAGCGGGAGCGCCGCGUCGCGACAGCCUCGUGCCUGCCUGCCCAUGGGGAGCCUGUGCUUCCCUUGUCUGGGUGGGCAGAAUGGGGACCAGGAGGAAACGCAGGACUUGGAGCUAAGAAGAGCGCAGUUGGCAGCGGCGGCAGAGAAGAGGAUCCAGGAGUCGUCUGCCCGUGGCAUUAAGGACCCCGAGGGGGUGGCGCGCAAGAAGAAGCAGCGGGAGGAGAUGGAGCGCAAACUGGCGGAGGAGGCGCGGUCGCCCGGGGAGGGAGGAGGCCUGCGGUGGCAGGUCGGCUGAUGGCAAGGGCAAGGAAAGCAUCACAGGCACUGGGAAGAAAAGCAAACUCCACGCACAGAUCUCCCCUGCCAGAGUGAUAGUCCAGCCACCGCAUCUCGCAGUGGGAGAGAGAGGUAGCCCGGCCACCUUUGUCUCUCUCACUGUCUCUCUCAUCUCUCGCACGGAGCACAAGUGAAUGUAAAGACGCCGACGCACGCAUGCACGCACGCUAGCACACAGACAAAGACACACACACACAGACAAACACACACACACACACUGACAAAGACACACACACACUGACAAAGACACACA
Molecule: messenger RNA, 743 nt
Organism: Petromyzon marinus (sea lamprey)
Lineage: Eukaryota; Metazoa; Chordata; Hyperoartia; Petromyzontiformes; Petromyzontidae
Gene: SVIP
Product: small VCP interacting protein
Biological process (GO): negative regulation of retrograde protein transport, ER to cytosol; positive regulation of autophagy; negative regulation of ERAD pathway
Cellular component (GO): endoplasmic reticulum membrane
Source: RefSeq, a predicted model, not a curated record